Molecule: messenger RNA, 1617 nt
Organism: Cylicocyclus nassatus
Lineage: Eukaryota; Metazoa; Nematoda; Chromadorea; Rhabditida; Strongylidae
Source: the annotation of a GenBank genome assembly
AUGAGCAGUACUGUAAGAUCACUAAAAGGACUUGUUACUAAAAGGAACGACGCAGCGGUAAACUGGCUACAGGACUCCACCCAAGCGCUCGCAGACAUACAAGCCAAGGAAAGCGCAAGGAGGAUAAAAACCUGUGAGAGAUACAUUGAGCUUCUUGAGACAUCACUGACAAAGCUAACGAAGGCUUUUGAUGAAGCUCCAGAGACCACAGAAGAGGAGGAAGAUCACCUGGAUAAGUACAUAGAAAAAACCCAGGCAACGAUAAUGAAGCUGCACGAUCACAGGACACAGCUAGAAGAGACUCUAGAAGACAUCGGGAUAGAAGCAGAUGACCGGUCAAGCCCAUCUGCAGUCGUGACCAGUUCUACGAAGGCAGAAAUUGCACAGGACUCUUCUCCCCUUGAUGAAGGAGCUUCAAGAACCUUUGGACCAGAAACUGCUACAACUCUACUGUUACGGCAGAGACAUACUGCCGCCCCUUUGCACCCAGAAGAAACAACGAUGCAGAAAUUGUGGGAAGACUCUGACCCCAAACCACAUCAUCAGGAAGCUCGAGACUGGAUGCAAAUCAUGAAUCAGCAUUUCGAGACCCUUAUGCGGGAAAUGGAGAACGGAUUCACAACCAUCCGAGAAGAAAUCAAAAGGCAUCACGAGAAGGCACAAAGCGUAAAUACUCACACGGAGCAUCAAACCCCAGCAAGGACUACCCAGCCAGAGGACAAAGUGAGGGAAGGACAUGUCAAGAAUCGCAGACACUGGAGAAGAUCCCUUACGACUGCGCAAAGGAGGUCGAACACAGCACCUAGCUUGCAAAAGAAGAGCACUAAAUGGCGAGGAAACAACGCAAUGAUAUCCGAAACACAGAAUACAAAAGAGCGCAAACUGAGUUCUUCGAAUGGUCAGAGAGAACAAACGUUGGCACGAGGAACCCAAACAUGGCUCAAACCGGAAAGAUUGGAACCAGCUCAGCGCUUCUUCGCUGGACACGCCGGAGUAUACGAACUCCAUUCGUAUCAAUUUACGCGCCCUUCGAAGCACGGAGCAACGCACACCAACGUAGAUGGCAAUUUCGACAAGAAACACAGCGUCCAGAGACAAGUCCUUAAGCGCCCCAAGGAUAGCACAGUGGAUAAAACUCAGAGACUUACAAGACAAGUGAAACUAUUGCGGACGAUUGCCAAGAACAGACAAACGGACAUGGAAGUGGGAUCCGAUUCCCGAUGGCGCUCACGACAGCAGCAAAGAAUCCGAUACAGCACAGCAGGACUGAAGAAGUCGCUGAACGAAGGCAAUAUCGUACUCCCCAGGGAUGCGGCACGACCUACAUCAACCCACAGGAGGAAGACCACUCCCACAGUCCAGAUAGACGAAUCACCACAGAAAGCCACAAGGGAAGCUGUUAUGGGAGAUCCUGGUGGAUCCGGACUGCGACGACGGUCAACUCAUGCGCCACGGGAGAUUGACAAGCAAGGAUACAAAGCAAGUCGAUAUAAUGCCAACCAAGGAAAGAAUCCGCCAAAAAGAAGCAGAGCUACGAGCAGCGACACGGAAGUCAAAGUCAACGACUACCUCAACGACUACUUCACCAUCAACGGUGUUACUCCACUCGUCUGCUGA